Messenger RNA from Scatophagus argus, 3137 nucleotides. RefSeq names its product E3 ubiquitin-protein ligase RING2-A-like. Gene Ontology annotation, molecular function: ubiquitin protein ligase activity; chromatin binding. The transcript has 7 exons. Lineage: Eukaryota; Metazoa; Chordata; Actinopteri; Scatophagidae. The record is from RefSeq and is a predicted model, not a curated record. Gene Ontology annotation, biological process: negative regulation of DNA-templated transcription. Bases 291 to 1481 code for a protein of 396 amino acids. Gene Ontology annotation, cellular component: PcG protein complex; ubiquitin ligase complex.
GAAAGUCUAUGCGGGGAGAAGAAGAAUGGCUACAGCUAAUGUUAGCUAGCAGGUGGGGCUCGAGAAAUGUUGCGCUCUCGAUUUGUUUUGUCUUAUGUUCUCUUCUAGCAGGGCACAGCAGUGACCGGAACUCUCUCUGCCGACAGUACAGCGACUCGGGCAGAAAGUGCUCACCAGAGUGUGUCGUUAGAGUAAUUUAUUAGUUUUUGCGUGGCUGCGUGAGUGUUUGUACAGGAGGAGGGGGUCGUCUCUCCUCCGGUCAGCUGUCCGUCAGUUUAACGUCAGCAGUCAUGGCAGCUCCAGUGAACAUCCAGACUCCCAGUAAGACUUGGGAGCUGAGUCUGUACGAGCUCCACAGGAGCCCCCAGGAGGCCAUCAUGGACGGGACGGAGGUGGCCGUGUCUCCUCGCUCUCUGCACAGCGAGCUGAUGUGUCCCAUCUGUUUGGACAUGCUGAAGAACACCAUGACGACCAAAGAGUGUCUGCACCGCUUCUGCUCCGACUGCAUCGUCACCGCGCUGCGAUCAGGGAACAAAGAGUGUCCAACGUGCAGGAAGAAGCUGGUCUCCAGGCGCUCGCUGCGCAGAGACUCAAACUUCGAUGCGCUGAUCUCCAAGAUCUACCCGAGCCGGGACGAGUACGAGGCCCACCAGCGCCGCGUCCUGGAGCGUCUCAACAGGCUGCACAACAAGGAGGCGCUGAGUUCCAGCAUCGAGGAGGGGCUCCGGCAGCAGGCCCGCUACAGGUCCGAGAGGAAUCACCGGGUGAAGAAGCCGACACAGGAGAGUGACAACACCACCUUCAGUGGCGGGGAGGAGAACGGCGACGCCCGCUCACAUGUGUCUCACGACUCCGCCCCCUCGCACGCUCCCCACCCGAUUGGCCAAACCGCCUCAGAGGCCGGGCCGAGCCGCAAGCGACCGCGUGCGUCAGAUGACGGCUCGGCGGGCGAGGCGGACAGCGGCAGCCCCACCCCUCCACGAAGACGCCACCGAGAGGGGCCGGGCUCCGAGAUCGAGCUGGUGUUCAGACCACACCCACAGCUGGUCCACCCCCAGGACUACAACCAGACCAGAUUUGUGAAGACGACGGCCAACGCCACAGUGGACCAUCUGUCGAAAUACCUCGCCCUGCGCGUCGCUCUGGAGGACAGACGCACCAACGGAGAGACGGAGGACAAAGGGAGAGACGCAGAAGGAGGAGAAAGUGAAGGAGCAGCAGGAAGUGGAGAGGGAUCGAGUCUGGGCACCAUCAGCGAGAAACAGUACACCAUCUACAUCAUGACGAGAGGAGGACAGUUCACUACGCUGAACGGCUCUCUGACUCUGGAGCUGGUCAACGAGAAGUACUGGAAGGUCAGGAAGCCUCUGGAGCUUUACUACGCUCCCACCAAGGAGCAACAACAACCACCGCAGGAGUCUCCCCCUCCUCCCCCUCCUCCUCCUCCUCCUCCCCCUCCUCCUCCUCAGAGGGAGGCCUGAGCUGCUCUGCUUUCCUCACCUCCUCAGUCAGCCACAUUGUCUUCUGAAGGUUCAGUCGCCACAGUUUGUCUUCACUUAACUCAGUCUCAUUUGAUUUCAGCUACAAACUGAACUGCUUUCAUUUGGAACAAAAUCUUAACAGACAGACGACUGAAGACCAGACCUCGUCUUCAGAACUGAAGCCUGACUCUCCACUGUGGCCUGGAGAUGAGGUCACUUCCUCCAUCUGUUCGCUCCUGAUGCUCCUGCAACUCAUUGGCUUCUGCUUCACAUCCUUUUACUAUAUAACAAAUAUUUUACGGCUGAACACAUUUAGUCUGCAGCUGCAAACUUCUCUGAUCCGUGUCAUAAAACAUACAAACAACAAAUCGAAAAUCCGAAAAUUGGAAAAUGUAUUAAAGGGACAGUUCGUCCUAUAAUCAAAGUUACAUGUUUCUCCUGUUCUCCGUAGUUCAGUUUGUACGUCUGAUGGUUUCGGUGUGAGCUGCAGGGUUUUGGGUUCUGAAGACGUCUGCCUUCUCUUGAAUGUAAUGGAACUAAAUGGCGCUAAAUGCAUCUGAAAAGAUCAACAGCAGUACCCUGUUACUCCCCGUAAUCCAGAGCUGCUUGUGCGCAGUUUCCUCUAGGAUGUUUUCUUUCCGAAUCGCCGCGCAGAAGAAGAACGUGCAGACUCAGGGAUGAGUGGACGUUUCGUUACAUUGAGGAGAGAGCAGACAUUUCUACAGCCAGUAUCUCCAAAACUCUGCCAGACUGUCCAGUCCCUUUGGGGCCGUGCAUCUGGACGCCCAUUUCAGUCAGGAGAAAUUUAAAAAAAAAAAGGAACAGGAAGUUAGAAAGAAGUCAGUCAACAUUAUUAGAUUAGAAGUGAAAAAUUGAAACUGACAAGAGUCUAAACUUUUCUUUGUGGGGUACCAAGUGAUAAUUUUGAGAAUUUUCUUACUCCCAGCAGAAAACAGGACGAUGAAGUAAACGAGACAGAAUCCGUCCAGGUGUUCAGACUCACCUUAACUUCUGUCCUCAAACAGAAAUGACCAAUCAGAGCAGUGAAAUAAAAAUAACGAAAAGACUGUUACGAGGCUUUUGGAAGACUGAAGUUGUUGGUGAAUCACUGAGGGAAAUAAAUCGCCCUGAUGUGACUCUCAUCAGAAGUCAGAACUGAAGCUGAAGGGUGGUUUUCUGAGGGGCGCUGGAGCAUAUCCCAGCAUGCACCAGGCACAGACGAGGUGACUGUGGUUGGGGUUUAUUUCUUCAUUCAUUCCACAUAACGGAUUUGUGCCGCUACGUUUUACUCAUCUGCUAUAUUUUACUAAAGAUGAGACAGUUUUCUCAUUUCCCAGCAAAAUAAAGCUUUAACAUCCACCCGUUUGUUCUUUAAACACAUUUGCAGGUUUAGUUUGUGUAGAAAAGCUUUUGGUUCUGAAGUUUGCAUGAAAUGUUCUGUAACUCUGCAGAAGAUGGUCUCAUCUCGAAAAGCCAUAGACUGUGGUUGGGUUUGACCCGAUUUUGCUCCACGUUGAUCGUUUUUGCACUUUACACGAGUUUCCUGCAGCUACGCAAGUUUUCCUGCCUUACCUCAGUUUUUACUGAAUAACUAUGUUAAAAAUUAUGCAAACACUGCCCUUCUGUUGUCAUUUCAGCAACGCAGCACAAUAAACU